AUUUUAUAAUCAAUACUGUACAAAUAAACAAAUAAAUAAGAAACAAGUUAAUUAUUGUUUAUUAAAGGAUUGGGAUAACUCAAAAAUAUUUAUUCAUGUUAAAGUGAUGAGUUUUACAAGAUCAAAAAACGAUAUAAAAAGUGGCGGUGGAUUAAUAGCGAAUUUAAUUAAUUUCGAUGUAAAAAAUAAAAAUUGUCCUCUUAAACAAAAUGUACCGGUUAAAAGGAUUGGUGGUCUUUUCCUAUCGGAUCACGGUGUUAAAGUUGGAAUUCCACCAUAUGCAUCUACUGGACGUCGUGAACGAAUUCUUUGUGGAGCGUUUCCAAGCACGGCCAGAGGAGUUAUAGGACCUUGGUUAGGUCCAGAUAUGCGAAUGGCAAGUGAAGUACAUAUGUUAUAUUCGCCUGUCAAAUUCAGAAUGCCAGUUGCUGUAUUUAUCCCUUUCUCUUUUGCUGCUACCCGUGAAAUGUAUCAUCCAUCCGGAUCCAUUAAUAUACCAUUUGAAAGCUUAAAAAGACCUGAUUCUAAAAGUUCAUUGCAUAAUGGUAUUCAAUCAAGUAAAACUUCAGCUAGACUAAGAGGAAAACCACCAUACUUAAUGCAUUUUGGUGAUCAUCUUUCAACAGUACCUAGUUUGAUUAAUGCUAGAAGUGUUUCAUUACUACAAUGCCGUCUUGGAGAUGAUUGCUGGCAUGUAGUGAAAGAAUUUACGAUUGUUCAACCAACGAUUCCUUAUGUCGACUGGCCAUUAGAAGCUUGUGAAUUAACGUUACAAACAAGUCGAUGGUCAGUAAAUAGUACUACUUCAGAGAAUUCCUCUUCGCUUCCAAUAAAACUGGGACAAUUAUUAUUGAAGAAAAGUAAUUUGGACAGUGCUAGAGUUAAACAAAAUUAUAAUCGAUCAGAAGAUGAAAAACUACCGUAUGAUUUUGCGAAUAAAAUCGAAAACUAUUGUGGUGGUGUUUACAUUUACACAGAAGAAUUAAAUCAUUGUUAUAUGCUGGUGAACUCAACCAAAGCAGAACAAUUUUGUAUCAGUCCUAAUGGUGGAUUCUUUUUAUCUCCAUUACUUGAUCCAUUCUUGUCUGUACGUAUACCAAAACGCGUCUGUCCUACUUUUGAACAAACUAUUUUCAAAAAAAUAGAAAUAAGAAAUACUUGGUUGAAUUCAGCAUAUCAAUUUGAUUCUCAAUUCAAUGAAAUUGAAGGUUGUUCUAACAUUUUUGAAUUCCAACUACAAGAUACAGAGUUGAAAAGACCUGCAACAAUACACUUACCAUUACCACAAUGGUACAUUGAUAAAUUUAACAAAUCAUUAGAUUCUUUGGAACAAACUAAUAUAAAUGUAAAUGUAAUUGAAAUGGAUAGUUUACCAGGUGUACCUGCUUAUCAUGUAAAAAACUCAAAUGUAAAAUUAUCUAAUGAGGAUAGGAGAUUAUUUCUUUUGUUUCAACCAUCUGGAUAUAUAAAACAAAUUGUAUGGCAAAGUGCUAAAGUUAAGGAGAUAAACGAAGAAGAAAUAUUUAAGACAAAACUAUUUGAAAAUGUUGAUUGUAUGGAGUCUUUGAAUUUCUCGAAAUGUAAAAUAGAUAAUAUUUUUAUACAAUUAGGAUGGCCAUAUCUGCUAGUUGGCAUAAGAGGUGGAUUGUGGAAAACAAUGAAACAAUCAGUUUAUUAUACAAAAAGAACUAUUUCAUUUGAUACAACAGUUUUAGGAAGAUUUGUACUGAUCGGAGUACAGCAUUCAGACCGCAAAACAAGUGAUAAAUUAGAGCAUUUAAUGACACAAAUUGAAUCGUUAGCGUAUGCUCCACCCGGUGCAAUAUUGAUUUGCUUACAUUUAACUGCAAAUAAUUGGCAAAUUAUGGCUAACGUUUAUCCUGAAGAAAGAUUAGAAGAAGUUAUCGAAAAACUAAUAUCAAAUGGUUUUAUUCCACUUGUUCAAGUUUGUACUGGAGUAGUCAGGAAAGCAAUAGGAUUAAAUAAUGCAAUCUUACAAACAAUAGAAUAUAAUCGAAAUGUUAAAAAUGAAAAAGCAAAUAGAAUAAAAUAUUAUCGUAUAACUGGAUAUGAUAUCAAUCAUAUUUUAAUGUUGAAUGGUUUAUGCUUAGAAUUACGUUUUAAUGGUGAUAUACAAAUAAAACCAACUAGUCAAUUUGAUCCAUAUACAAAAUGUAUUCAUAGUAAACAAAAAGACCUAUUGAUCAAUAAUUCCACAUCUUCUGAAUUGAUAACAUUAGAAAAAAAUGAAACAUUUGAAUUAUCAGAUAUUAAUUUUGACCUUGAUAUUAAGUUGAAUAAACAAACUGAUCAAAUAAAAGAUGAAAUAAAACCAGAAAAAUUGUCACAUACAGAAUUAUUAAGUAAACAUGCAAGAAUACAAUUACAUGAAUUGAUGUCAGAUACAUCAUGUAUUGUUGAAAUUGAACCAAUGGAAUCCUUGGAAGAAAAAUAUUCUGAACGCAGUGCUAUAAAAUUACAGUACCUAACGGAAUUGUUAAAUAAACCUACUCCUCAGGAUCCAUCUUACCAGAAUGAAGAUGAACCCAAUGACAACGUUGAUGAAUUUAUAGAAGAUUCUGUUCCAGAAAAUGAAGACACAAUGAAAACACUCGAAAAUAAUAAAAAGUUGAAUGUUACAACUGCAGAAAACAAAUCACUAAAAGACCAGACAUAUUCACCGACAAUCAUUAAUCAAGAUUUAUUUAAUCGUUUCGAAACUAUUCUAGAAAAUAGUGAAAUACGUAGGUCUAGUGAAUUUAUAAUGAAAAUAUAUGAAUUAUAUCAUGUUGGAACUGUUGAAAUUUGGCUAGUUCCACCAUAUGAUAUGCCACAACUUGAAGUUAAAGGAGACAACGAGCCACAGGAGAAACAACCAGAAACGAAAAAUCACCUUAGUGUAUCUGCUCACAAACCGGACGUAAGAAGUGUUAGCAAUUAUGAAAAUGUUAGACCACAUACAAAUAAGGAGUUCACACCACCUACAUCGCCCAAAGCUCGACCUAAAUCUUCGUUUCCUCAAACACGACAGCCCAAAGCUAUUCCAGAUGACAGUGUUGGAUCAUAUAAGAAUCAAAAGUUACAUGUAAUUCGUUUAAACACUGUCUGUGGAAUAGAAAUAGCUAAAGAAAAAUCUCCAUCUGGUGUGAUAAUGGAAGAUUUCCCUUGGGAUUUAAAAUCACCUUUGGCUACCUACGAUAUUAUGAUUGAUCCUGAUAUCGUUUCUAAUUAUUUAAGGGUAAAGUCAUUCAAAUCUAAAAAUCUAAAUAGUACUGGAAUUCCAAAUGAUGGUUUAGGAAAAUCUGCGAGAAUUAGUUCUACUAUGGUGCCAAAAGAAAUCAACAGAAGUCAAAGUGGUCUAAAUUCAAGUGUUGGGAGAAAUUUAUCGAAUUUACGAUCCAUAAAUCGUGGUAUUAUUAGUGCCAGGUCUUUAAAUGCAAAUGCUCCAAGAAAAAAAACGGGUUGAAUUCAGGAAAAGAAAUUCAAACAAACAAUAAAUAAUAACAAUGGAUUUCAUCGUUUAUUUAUUGUUGAAUACACUACCACUUCAUGAUACUAAUUCUUAACUUGUGUAAAAUAACAUUUCGAGUAGAGUAAUAAUUACUCGCUGAUGAAGUAAUAUUAGUAGUGAUAUAAUGUAUUACUUAUAAAAUAUGUUACUUUAUAUGAUGUAAAGUUGAAUAUGGUUUAAUUUAACUACUAUGCUUGGGGUUAUUUUCCGAUGAAUGAACAGUAAGUCCUUCAUAACCUUUUUUUAAAUUGUAGAUAAAAUAAUGAAAAAAUAAAAUAGUAGAACCACUUUUUA
Molecule: messenger RNA, 3805 nt
Organism: Schistosoma rodhaini
Lineage: Eukaryota; Metazoa; Platyhelminthes; Trematoda; Strigeidida; Schistosomatidae
Source: the annotation of a GenBank genome assembly